GGGCGCCGCAAUCACCUGACAGCGGGGAUGGAGGGUCAUGUGACGGCAGAGAUGACAGCGGUUUCCUUGUUGUGGGGUCUGUGCUGAGAGCGGUGUAUGGUGGAGAGAGGCCCCCGGACAAGGCUGCAGCACUGGGACAGCUAUAGCUCCGGCUCUAGGACGUGACCAUGGUGGACUUCCUGGCUGAGAACAACCUUUGUGGACAGGCCGUCCUGCGCAUCGUCUCCCGGGGCAACGCUAUCAUCGCUGAACUGCUAAGACUCUCUGAGUUUGUACCGGGGGUCUUCAGGCUGAAAGACAAGGCGGACCAGCAGAAAUAUGGCGAAAUCAUAUUUGACUUCAGUUACUUCAAGGGCCCUGAUAAUUGGGAGGGGAAGUUGGAGGCCAAACCAGAACUUCAAGAUCUAGAUGAGGAAUUCAGAGAAAACAACAUUGAAAUCCUCACAAGAUUUUAUUUGGCCUUUGAAAGUGUCCACAAAUACAUUCUCGACUUAAACAGAUAUUUGGAUGAUCUUAAUGAAGGAAUUUAUAUUCAGCAAACUCUUGAAACAGUACUUCUCAAUGAAGAUGGGAAGCAACUAUUAUGUGAAGCCUUAUACCUGUACGGGGUGAUGCUGCUGGUGAUCGAUCAAAAAAUUGAGGGAGAAGUGCGGGAGAGGAUGUUGGUUUCUUACUACAGAUACAGUGCCGCCAGAUCUUCAGCGGAUUCUAAUAUGGAUGAUAUCUGCAAACUGCUGCGCAGCACAGGGUAUUCCAGCCAGCCGGGAUCUAAGCGGCCUCCAAACUAUCCAGAGAGCUACUUUAGCCGGGUGCCUAUAAAUGAGACCUUCAUCAGUAUGGUGAUCGGCAGACUGAGAUCCGAUGAUAUUUAUAACCAGGUGUCGGCUUACCCUUUACCAGAACACCGGAGCACUGCCCUUGCCACACAAGCAGCCAUGCUGUAUGUCAUCCUUUAUUUCCACCCCUCUACCCUACAUAUUCAUCAAGCCAAGAUGAGGGAAAUAGUGGACAAAUAUUUCCCUGACAACUGGGUUAUCAGUAUUUACAUGGGGAUCACAGUCAAUCUCAUGGAGGCUUGGGAACCCUACAAAGCUGCAAAGACUGCGCUGAAUUACACUCUGGAUCUGCCCAACAUCAAGGAGCAGGCAUGCCGAUAUGCUGCCAUCAUGGAACGUCUACACCCUCAAGUGCAGCAGUUCCUGAAGGAGGGAUUCCUGAGAGAGGAAUUUGUACUGGAUAAUAUUCCCAAGCUGCUGAACUGCCUUAGAGACUGUAACGUCGCCAUCCGAUGGCUGAUGCUGCACACUGCAGACUCUGCUUAUGACCCAAAUAAUAAGAGACUCCGACAGGUAAAAGACCAAGUCCUGGCUGAAUCCAAGUACAACCCCAAGAUGCUGUUCCAGUUGCUGCUAGACACGGCUCAGUUUGAAUUCCUCUUGAAGGAGAUGUUUAAGCAAAUGUUGUCAGAAAAACAGACCAAGUGGGAGAACUAUAAGAAAGAAGGCUCAGAGCGUAUGACGGAACUAGCAGAUGUGUUCUCUGGGGUUAAACCUCUCACCAGAGUGGAGAAGAAUGAAAACCUGCAGGCCUGGUUUCGGGAAAUCUCCAAACAGAUCACGUCCUUAAACUAUGAUGAUUCCACAGCUGCAGGCAGGAAGACUGUGCAGCUCAUACAAGCCUUGGAAGAGGUACAAGAAUUUCACCAGCUGGAGAGUAACCUUCAGGUGUGCCAGUUCCUUGCAGACUCCAGGAAGUUUCUGCAUCAGAUGAUUCGCACAAUAAACAUCAAAGAGGAGGUGCUGAUCACCAUGCAGAUCGUGGGGGACCUGUCCUACGCCUGGCAACUGAUAGACAGCUUCACCUCGAUUAUGCAGGAGAGUAUAAGAGCCAAUCCAGCCAUGGUCACCAGACUGAGAGCCACAUUCCUGAAGCUGGCAUCUGCCCUUGACUUACCCUUAUUGCGUAUCAACCAGGCCAACAGCCCUGAUCUCCUGAGCGUCUCUCAGUAUUACUCUGGAGAGUUGGUCUCCUAUGUCAGGAAGGUUCUUCAGAUCAUUCCGGAGAGCAUGUUCACAUCUCUUGCUAAAAUUAUCAAGCUUCAAACCCACGAUAUAAUAGAAGUACCCACUCGCCUCGACAAGGAUAAACUAAGAGACUAUGCUCAGCUCGGGGGCAGAUAUGAGGUGGCCAGGCUGACUCAUGCCAUCUCCAUCUUUACUGAAGGAAUCCUCAUGAUGAAGACCACCCUGGUUGGAAUAAUCAAGGUGGAUCCUAAGCAGCUUCUGGAAGACGGGAUACGGAAGGAGCUGGUGAGACGCGUGGCAUUAGCGUUACACAAAGGUCUUAUCUUCAACCCCAGAGCAAAGCCCAGCGAGCUGCUGCCGAAGCUUAAGGAAAUGGCGGCCACCAUGGAUGGAUUUCACCGCUCCUUUGAAUACAUUCAGGACUAUGUCAGCAUUUAUGGCCUGAAAAUUUGGCAGGAAGAAGUGUCUCGUAUUGUGAACUAUAACGUGGAACAAGAGUGCAAUAACUUCCUCCGCACCAAGAUUCAGGAUUGGCAGAGCAUGUACCAGUCCACACACAUCCCCAUUCCAAAGUUUCCUCCUGUAGACGAGUCUGUGACAUUCAUUGGCCGGCUGUGUCGUGAAAUCUUGAGAAUAACCGAUCCCAAGGUAACUUGUUACAUAAACCAGAUGAACACCUGGUACGACACAAGAACUCACCAAGAGGUGAUCAACAACCAUCUCUUCUCUGAGAUCCAAGACUCUCUGGGGACAUUUGGAUUAAAUGGCCUGGACAGGUUACUGUGCUUCAUGAUUGUGAAAGAACUCCAGAACUUCCUCCGGUUUUAUCAGAGGGUCAUUCUGAAGGAUAAAACUGCUCAAGAACCACUCAGAGCCUUGCAGAAAGUGGUCAGCCCAAUAAAGGGGAUUAUAGCAAAUUCUGCCAAAAUCUAUUCUUCUGCUAUUGCCAAAACCCAAAAAAUCUGGGCCCCAUAUCUGGAUUCCAUAAUGAAGGUUGGGCAGAUGCAGAUCCUACGGCAGCAAAUUGCAAACGAAUUGAAUUACUCCUGUAAAUUUGAUUCCAAACACCUUGCAGCAGCUCUGGAAAACUUCAAUGAAGCCAUUCUAUCGGACAUACAGGCCCAUUACCAGGACCCCUCCCUGCCCUGCCUCAAAGAGGACAACACUCUCCUGUAUGAGAUCACUGCCUACCUAGAAGCUGCCGGUACUCACAACCCCCUGAACAAGAUUUACAUCACCACAAAGCAGCUGUCCUUCUUUCCCAUUGUCAACUUUCUAUUCCUGGUUGUUCAGUUGCCCAAGUUGCAGUAUAACAAAAGUCAGGGUAUGACGUGCAGGAAGCCGGCUGAUGCCAUUGAUUGGCCGCCAUUGGUCCUUGGCCUCCUGACGCUACUGAAGCAGUUCCAUUCCCGCUACACUGAGCAGUUUCUGGCACUUAUUGGGCAAUUCAUUCGCUCUUCCAUGGAGCAGAGCACUAGCCAGAAGAUUCCAGAGAUGCCAGCGGAUGUGGUCAGUGCUCUCAUGUUCCUUGAAGAUUAUGUUCACUUCACUAAGCUGCCAAGGAGGGUGGUGGAGGCUCAUGUGCCUAGCUUCAUCUUUGAUGAGUUUAGAACAAUCCUUUGAGAGCCAGGAAGACUAUGAGGCUUACAUCCGAUCCCCGUGACCAUACAGCGGCCCAGGCCCGUGACCAGCCUCUGUACCGCUCCUGUCCUAAAGAACAUCAGCGUCUCCCAGUAGGUAGUCUGAUUAAAGGGGUACUCCCGUGGAAAACUUUUUUUUUUUUUUAAAUCAACCUGUGCCAGAAAGUUAAACAGAUUUGUAAAUU
Messenger RNA from Hyla sarda, 3849 nucleotides. It is a transcript of the gene WASHC5, whose product is annotated as WASH complex subunit 5. Gene Ontology annotation, biological process: regulation of actin nucleation; endosome organization; actin filament polymerization. The coding region runs from base 168 to 3647 and encodes 1159 amino acids. The transcript is spliced from 29 exons. Gene Ontology annotation, cellular component: endosome; WASH complex. NCBI's taxonomy places the organism in Eukaryota, Metazoa, Chordata, Amphibia, Anura, Hylidae. The record is from RefSeq and is a predicted model, not a curated record.